This is a messenger RNA of Emys orbicularis (European pond turtle), 456 nucleotides long. It is a transcript of the gene NDUFA2, whose product is annotated as NADH:ubiquinone oxidoreductase subunit A2. The transcript has 3 exons. Lineage: Eukaryota; Metazoa; Chordata; Testudines; Emydidae. Bases 32 to 337 code for a protein of 101 amino acids. The record is from RefSeq and is a predicted model, not a curated record.
UUGGCUAGGAAGGGGGCAGUACACUGGGAAGAUGGCGGCGGCCGCGGCUGUGCGGAGUAUCGGGAGCGGUCUGGGCCGGAGCCUUAAGGAGCUUCGGAUCCACCUGUGUCAGCGCUCGCCGGGCAGCCAGGGCACCAGAGACUUCAUUGAACAGCACUACGUGACUCUGAAGAAGGCAAACCCGGAUUUCCCCAUCCUGAUUCGGGAGUGCUCUGAUGUGCAGCCUAAGCUCUGGGCUCGAUACGAGUUCGGCAGAGAGAGUUGCGUGCCACUGAAUAAUCUCAAUGUGGAUCAAGUGGCCAAGGCCCUGGAGAAUGUUGUUCACAGCAAAACAUGAAGACAAAGAGAACUGAACCUGCAUGUGCUGGAGCCCUUGCCUGAAUGGGUUUAAUGGAGAAGCUGUACAUCUGUAAUUGUAACUUAUUAAUCGCAUAUAAAAGCAUGUCUGACAAAGUG